Dicentrarchus labrax (European seabass) is the source of this 2764-nucleotide messenger RNA. It is a transcript of the gene gpr151, whose product is annotated as G protein-coupled receptor 151. Gene Ontology annotation, molecular function: G protein-coupled receptor activity. The record is from RefSeq and is a predicted model, not a curated record. Bases 716 to 2038 code for a protein of 440 amino acids. The transcript has a single exon. Gene Ontology annotation, biological process: G protein-coupled receptor signaling pathway. Gene Ontology annotation, cellular component: membrane. Lineage: Eukaryota; Metazoa; Chordata; Actinopteri; Moronidae.
UAUUAAAUGGUAAGUAGUGUCUGAAAUGCCAAAAGGUUUGAAGAUAAGCUCUGGGUUCUUCCCAUCUUUUAAUGCGUUUGUCAAACGUUAACUGAGAGUCCAAAACAAUUCCAAGAUACUUCAAAUCCUUUUCUGUCUCUAAUUCACUGUCUUUCAUCCUCACUUUGAAAGUAUCUUUGAUUAGGAGUUUUCUGAUUGAGAAACACAGAGUAACACCCAAUUUGUGCAAAAAAUAUAUAUAUAAUCAAGAGUUAAGCAUUAUUAUCCCUAAGAAAACCUCACUGUAAUGACCACUAAUUCACAGACAUUGACACACAAUUAGAAAUCCAAUACAUUCAUCUGUCGUACUGCGCACAUUAUGCAGAGUUUUUCUAAUUGGCCCUGUGAGGCAGUAGUCUACGCACAUUUUGUCAGCUGGGGACAGCAGCUGUCAAUCAAAAAGCAUCUUUAUAACCAGGCGCUGAAGCUGAAUCAUUGUGUCUCAGAAUAAACCCGGGGACAGACAGGAGCUCCACUGUGAUCAUCGAUCGUCAAUCGAUGCCUUCUCUGAUGCAAUUACUCUAACACGUUUAGACUCAGAGUGGCAGUAUUGCUAAAUAUAUGAAAUCUGUCUUUUGAGCACUUCAAUUUUAGGAAAUCUUCUACCCAGUCGUUCCUAACCUUUUUUCUUAUCCUGGCUGCUUUUGACUUUUCCUAUCCUUUCUUUCUGGAAAACAUGGAUAAGUUGAGUGAGAACAAUGCAACAGUGGUGAACAGCUCCAUAGACAAGUGGUCAUUCAAUGAACAUGGCUAUUACCAGCACCUGGAUCAUGGGGAUCUGAGGGUCCUGGUGCCGGUUAUUCUUGGAGUCAUCUGUGUCUUGGGUGUGGCUUGUAAUCUCACUGCAAUGUUCAUCUUGUUCUCCAACGCUCAUAGAGGCAAACUAUCUCUUAUCAACUCCCUCAUCUUCAACCUGAUGUUUGCUGAUGGACUGGUAUUGAUGUUUACGGUGCCUUUCAGGGCUGCCUCCUACUCCAAAGCUAGCUGGAAUCUGGGCUGGGUGGUCUGCAAGACAGCUGACUGGUUCCUCCAAUCCUGCAUGGCAGCAAAGAGCUUCACAGUGGCUGUCAUGGCCAAAGCGUGCUACCGCUACGUGUCCAACCCCACCAAGCAGGUGAGCAUCCACCUGGGCUCUAUCCUUGUGGUGUUCUUCUUCAUCUGGCUGUCUGCUUGCUCUGUCACCAUCCCUCACUGGCUGUUUGCUAGGCUGCAGAGAGAGAUCCGGGGGCUGGUGUGUGUGCUGAUAAUUCCUCCUGAAGCCAGUAAUUUCAUGUCUGUGUACGUCAAAGCAUACCCCUUGGGGGUCUACUGUGCACCUCUCAGCUUUGCCCUGAUGUAUUUCUGGAAGGCUUACGGCCAGUGCCAACGCCGCUCCAGUAAGACUCAGAACCUCCGCACACAGAUCAGAUCCAGGAAGCUCACCUUGAUGCUAUUCAGCCUGACUGUGGCCAUGGCUAUUCUCUGGCUUCCACAGUGGGUGGUGUGGGUUUGGGAGCGUCACAUAGCAGAGAAGGAAAUAGAGGGAGCCAAGCCCCUUGUCUCCCCUCUUCCUCUUCUUCUAACCCUCUCUGCACAGUUGCUCACCUUCUCUCUGUCCCUGGUGAACCCUCUAAUAGUCCUCUCCCUCUCCGAGGAGUUCAGAGAGGGCUACAGGGGGCUGUGGAGGCGCCUCACCCUGCGCAAACAACCUCCUCCAAAGCCAAAACCCGGACCUCACAACCCUACAGCUCACCAGUCGCCUUGCCCCAGACCAGAAACUUCUGGCCAGCUGCAGGGGGAGAAGAGCCUACUAUCAAGCUCCAGCCAGGGUCCCAGCAGAGAGGCUCAGCCCAAGCCGGAGCAGGGAGGAGGAGGAAAAGAGGUCGACACUGCAAGCCUCAAAGAUGGGAUUGUCUUGCCUGAUGUGGAGCAGUUCUGGCAUGAGAGGGAGACUGGAUUGCACACAGACGAAAAUGAUCCUGUGCCGUGGGAGCACCAGAGCAAAGAGGAGAAAAUAUAACUUCCACCUUCCUGCUGAUCUUAUAUAUCAUCUUCAUCACAGUACUCAGACAGCAGCAGCUUCAUCAACAGACCUCAGUUGAAUGGACUGCUGAGUGCUGCACCGUAAAUCAUUUGUAUUCUUCUAUCUAUUCACUGUGUUUAUGAUAUUAUUCAAAGGUAAGAAGUGCAAUCAGUAUGGAAUACGAGUGUGGACUAUAAAUAGAGCAGUGUCGUGUGUAUGCAUAAUGUUGUCUUUUGUUGUUUAAUGAGGAAAAACUUCAUUAUAAUUAGCGUAAGAUGACUUUUGGUGGCUGUAAAAUAAAGCUUCUGGCAAGGAUGACAAUGUGAAUUCAAUACACAGUAGAUUUAUAUAAGUUUUCAGUAUAUUGUGUGGUGAAUGAACCUUGUAAUUUACAGUUUUCUUGAAGUAUUUGGGCAUAAUACUGCUCAGUCAUUUUGCUGGUGAGUUGCAAGGGAUCCUCUGGGAAAGACAGGAAUCUUGAUUUGAGAUCCUAAUUGGAGGUACAGUCAACACUAUAAAUUUAUUUUGCACUCAUGUGAAAUUAUUGUUUGUAUAUACCCCUUGGAUAAUAGUGCUGUUAAAGUUGGCAGUUAUUUGUGUGACAGUAAACAAAUCUGUGUCUCCAGUCCUUUUUCUGCGAGAAAGAUUAUUCAUAUUAGUUAUUAUUAAUCAUUGUGCAUCUGAAUGACCAGUGUUCAUAAUAAAGGCAAUUCUAAAAACAUA